AUAACAUUGGCUGCAGAGCAAUGACUUGAGGGGUCUGGGGAAAUUUGUGCAGACCAUAAAUUCAUCUGCUCUGGUCCGUCCUGUUUUCGCUGAACUUAACUGUGGUUGUCGCAUUGUGUGUGUGCGUGUGUAUGUGUGAGAGAAGAACGAGCAGGUGACCCGGGUGAAGGUGUAAAACGUGUCUCCCGGUUUUCUAUCAAAGCUGUAUAAGCAGGUAUAUAGUCGGCUAGCUUGUUAGCUAAGAGUGGCUAAAAUGAACUACCAGAUGAACGGUUUCAUUAACAGCAGCAGCUCGGUUUACGAUGAAGACUGCUUCCUCUUCACUUCUGAGUCAGUUGGAGAAGGACACCCCGAUAAAAUCUGUGACCAAAUCAGCGAUGCUGUGUUGGAUGCACACCUCAGACAAGAUCCUGACGCCAAAGUAGCAUGUGAGACUGUUGCCAAGACUGGGAUGAUCCUGCUGGCUGGGGAAAUCACCUCCAGGGCUAAUGUGGACUACCAGAAGGUUGUCAGGGACACAAUUAAACAUAUUGGCUAUAACGACUCUUCCAAAGGCUUUGACUACAAGACUUGCAAUGUGCUGGUGGCUUUGGAGCAGCAGUCCCCUGACAUUGCCCAGGGAGUUCACCUGGAUCGCAAAGAGGAGGAUGUCGGCGCCGGUGAUCAGGGUCUGAUGUUUGGGUAUGCCACUGAUGAGACUGAGGAGUGCAUGCCUCUUACCAUUGUCCUGGCUCACAAGCUCAAUGCCAAGAUGGCUGAAUUGCGGAGAAAUGGAGAGCUGCCCUGGCUCCGCCCCGAUUCCAAAACUCAGGUGACUGUUCAGUACAGGCAGGAUAGAGGAGCCAUGGUACCUCUGCGCGUCCACACAAUUGUGAUCUCUGUGCAACACGAUGAGGGCGUAGGUUUGGAUGAGAUGCGUUGCUCUCUGAAGGAGCGGGUGGUGAAAGCUGUGGUUCCCAGCGGGUUUCUUGAUGAUGACACCAUCUACCACCUGCAGCCCAGUGGUCGCUUUGUCAUUGGAGGACCACAGGGUGAUGCUGGACUGACCGGGCGUAAGAUCAUUGUCGAUACUUAUGGGGGUUGGGGAGCCCAUGGCGGUGGAGCUUUUUCUGGGAAGGACUACACAAAGGUAGACCGCUCUGCAGCCUAUGCUGCCCGUUGGGUGGCCAAAUCUCUAGUAAAAGCUGGGCUCUGCAAGCGUGUCUUGGUCCAGGUAUCCUAUGCCAUUGGUGUUGCCCAUCCCCUCUCUGUCUCAAUCUUCCACUACGGGACCUCCCAGAAGAGUGAAAGGGAGCUGCUGGACAUUGUGAACAAGAACUUUGACCUCCGUCCAGGAGUUAUUGUCAGGGAUCUUGACCUGAAGAAGCCCAUCUACCAGCACACAGCAGCUUACGGUCACUUUGGUCGUGAUGUCUUUUCAUGGGAGGUGCCAAAGAAGCUGAUGUACUGAACACCCCCCUCCUGUUUAAUGGGCCUUGUAUCUGUCAUCCUUCCUCCUUCCAGUCUUCUCCUUUUUUAAAAUUCUUCACCUCACAAACAGCCACACUUUGACAGCCUUUGCUACAUACAAAAUGCCCUUUAUCCACAUGUUGGUACACAUCCCUGCAGAGAAAAAAAUAGCUAUUUCAGUUCAGUUGCCAAGACCAGAAUUUAAGCACUGCAGCCAGACUCAAAUCAUUUCUGGUGCAUUUCUUUUUCUUUUGCAUAAUUAAUGGAGAUCAUGUUUCCUGGCACACCUAUGAAAAGAGUGCACCGAUUUGUAUGUCAGCAAAUCUGGUAUUAUUGACACCUCUAUAUUAAAACAUACUUGCAUACAGUAAUGAAAACACUUCUAGUAUUCCACAACCUUCCAAUUCAGAAUCUCACUGCAGUGUAGUUUUAGAAGUGAUCAGUGGAAAUGUUUUGUCUAACUUGACGGUAACUUCACAGUACAGAAACAUCUUCUAUUCCGCUUUUUUUUUUUUUUUUUUUUUUUUUUUUUUUUUGUAACUUUUGAUGGCACAGAUGGGUCAAACGCUACAGUUUUUUUUUAAAAAUCUAUUUAUUUAGAUUUUUAUUUGUGCUGUCCCUUCAGGCCAGUGUUUUCUGACGUUUUACAGAGAAGUCAGAAGCUGCUAUGAUCUCGUGGUUAUGUUGGGCUGUACCUCGAUUUAUUUUGUAGGUUUUAAAACAAUGUGAAUGUUACAAAUUAUGUUAAAUGUGUCAACGUUCUGCUGACCAAGAUGAAGGCACAGUACUUGGCAUUACUGAGACAGAGUCUGGGUGUAUUACAGAGAAACCCAGGCUCCGUCACCUCUAAGCAGGGUUGCCUUUAUCUCAUGGAAACACCGUACUUGAAAUAAUUUAUGGUGGUGUUUGAAUGUGGGACCUAAGUUUGCCCAGCAAGGAGGGACAACUGAAUGUUUGUCAAGUCUAUAUUAUUUUUUUAAAUUCAGAAACAUUUUCCCAAUCUUGUUGCCUAUCCUGGUUUGUCCCGCCUGAACUCAAUGGGAAAGUGGAACAUGAAGAGUAAAGCUACAUCACAAAGAUGUGAGCGCCGCACAGCUGCAGUUAGUAGUUCUUAAGGUUACCUAAAUUACAUAUUGCAUGUACAGAUGCUGUUAAUCGAAUGCAGAAGUUGUAAAGGAAGCUUUUCUUUUAAAAUAUUUGUUUUUAAAGAGAUGUAUUCAUAUUUAAUGCCAUACAUUGUGGACUGUGAUUGUGACAAAUCAAAUGUUUCCACGAGAAACAGUUCUGAGAUAACUGCUGUUCUUUUAAAGAGACUGAGACACUUUUUACUAAAACUCUAGAUUGUUCAUGUAUGCGUUAUUGUCAGACCCUGGCUAGAUUCAAACCUGAGGCUUUUAUAGAGUAUUUGCCUUUUAAAUGCUUUUCCUGUUGCACUUCUCACCUAAAUGCUGAUUGAACUCAGGCUUGCAGCAUUUGGAUGUUCCUGUGUUGGUUAUUGGCAGGUUUAAAAUAUACCUGCAUCAUGCAGCUAGAUGGUGCUGUGUUCCCCAAAAUUAUAGUGAAGUAGGUUUUUAGUCUGACUCCUGUAGCACCACCUUGUGGCUCUUUGCAUGUACUACAGAUUUAAAUUGCCCCUACAAAUCUGUCAAACAUGUCUGAAAGAGGGUUAAUGUUCCCCCAUCUUUGUUCACACUCCCACAGUAGUGAUGGUCAUCCAGCAGGCUUUAUAUCUGGCAUUUGCAAACGACUACUUGCACUUAUUGCUGUGCUAAUUAAAUUUUCUCCUGUGAAGUGUAACCACACUUUACUGUUCCCAUUUUGCCGUCUGCUGCACUGUGCUUUUGAGAGCUGCACCCUCACACACAGCCUCUGACAGAGGGAUCAGUUGUAGACGACUGUUUUAAUCUUGCCGCCGAGUGGAAGAGUUGGUGAGAACUUGCCAUGUCCAGUGUAUUUAUUUCUAGGUUACUGUCUUGUGAGUUGAGCAACCCACAGAGAUGCAGGUGUCGCAUUUAUGUGACCACGUUCAUUCAGACUUGGCGCAUGGUUAAAGUGAUAUAUUAAUGUUGCAGUGUUUGGUAAGAUUGCAGUUUUAUUUUUUUAUCAUGCUCUUUCAGGCAUGCAGCAAACGCAUCAGGAUACAAUCACAGUAACAGGAUGCUGUGUCUAAAAGGGGCUGAUGUCUCAGUGGUUAUUUAAAUUAAGGAACCUACUUUUUAAACUUUGUGCCUCCUCCCGCUCAUCCACAGAUGGAGAAAAUGGUAGUUGGUGUUGUACAGAGAAACCAGCCUGUUUACAUGUCUCCUGUGGACGAUGUGUUUGAGGAGCACUCCCUCCCUUGUUCACUGUUUUUUAAAUCAUUUAAGUCUGUCAGCAGUUGCUAAACGUGAAAAAAGUGCCUUUUCUCCUCUUGCAAAUUUCCUCUUCCCCUACCUCCAAGUACACUACUUACCUUUUUGACCCUGACCUCCUGACAACCCCAAGGCUAGUUUCCGUCUUUGGUAUUUCUGAGUGUGAUUUGUUGUUGACUUUCUCUUAAACUGUUGAAAUAAAAUGCACCCUUGCUUUGUGCUUA
Oreochromis niloticus (Nile tilapia) is the source of this 4024-nucleotide messenger RNA. It is a transcript of the gene mat2aa, whose product is annotated as methionine adenosyltransferase 2Aa. Gene Ontology annotation, molecular function: ATP binding; methionine adenosyltransferase activity. The coding region runs from base 254 to 1450 and encodes 398 amino acids. The record is from RefSeq and is a predicted model, not a curated record. NCBI's taxonomy places the organism in Eukaryota, Metazoa, Chordata, Actinopteri, Cichliformes, Cichlidae. Gene Ontology annotation, biological process: S-adenosylmethionine biosynthetic process. The transcript is spliced from 9 exons.